This is a messenger RNA of Megalobrama amblycephala (Wuchang bream), 6097 nucleotides long. RefSeq names its product coiled-coil domain containing 136b (gene ccdc136a). The transcript is spliced from 12 exons. Lineage: Eukaryota; Metazoa; Chordata; Actinopteri; Cypriniformes; Xenocyprididae. The record is from RefSeq and is a predicted model, not a curated record. Gene Ontology annotation, biological process: acrosome assembly; single fertilization. Gene Ontology annotation, cellular component: acrosomal membrane. Bases 382 to 1491 code for a protein of 369 amino acids.
GAAAGAGAGAGUGAGAGGGAGGGAGCAAGGGAGCGAGGGCAAGAGCGUGUCAGUGUUUCUCUCUUCACUCUGUGUGCUCUUUUGCUGAUGAUUAUCAUGGACAUGGAAUCAUCAAAUCAGCAGGACCUGACAAAGAAGUGACAGGACGAGAGAGUGGUGUUGACUGGGGUUCUGAAAGAGCCAAAAACAGGCGAUUCUACAUGCCUCAAAAUUUCAACAGACCCUUCAUCUUUCGAACAAACACAUCAAAAAUUGGAUUUGGGGCUGUCCUUUCACAGACAAUACAAGAUGGAUGUACAACAUUUUUUCUUGUCGUGCGGGAGUAGGUCUGCAAAUGAGCAACAGUCAGGUGACAGAGUAAUCUAACAUCAGGAGAGUGUCAUGAGCACGGAAAAAGAGCGCAGCGUGCUGAACGAUGCAGACGAGAAGGAGGUGAAGGAUGAGAAGACUGGUGUGAAGGAUGAGCUGUCUGAGGAGCAGGAGCUGGAGGAGCUGAGGGCUCAGGUACUGCAGCUCCUACUUGAGCUGGAAGAAGCUCGAGACACGUCUCAGAAACAUGAGGAGGGCUUUCUGGAGCUGCAAGGUCUUCUUGAGGAGGAACGUUUAGCUAGUGCUCAUCAGGCAGAAGCCUUCACAAGACAGAUCCAGCGUCUGCAAGCCCAGCUUCGUUCUGUUCAGGAAGAGAUGGACAGUCUAGAGGAGGAGAAGGAGAGUGAGCUUCUGGAGGCGCAGGAGGAGCUGCGGACGGCACAGGAGGAGGUGCUGGUGCUGCAGCAGGCGGCGGAGGAUGCUGCGGCUGAAAGGGAGAAUGACAUCGCUAGUCUGCAGGAGGAGCUCUGCCGUUUACGGGCUGAAAUCUCACGACUGGAGAACACGGAACAGGAGUAUGAGCUGGAGAUCGUCACGCUCCGAGCGGAAAUAGAGAUGAAGAGCCAGAUCCGUCAACAGCAGAGGAAGGAGGGUAUAGCAGAUAUGAAUAAGGUGGUUUCAGGUGAUGUGGGUCAAUUGAUGGAUGAAUGUAAGAGUCUGAAGGAACAAUGUCAUGCACUGCAAGAUGAAAACACAAGACUGACUCAUAGAUUGCAGAUGCUACAAAAGAGGAGUUCAGGCAGUUCCUACAUAUCUCUUAAAGAAGAACAGGAAGAGACAGAAGAGUGUGGAACAGAGACAGAAACAGGAGGAUCUUAUAUGAGCGUGAACUGCAGGCUGGUGGAUGCAGGUAUCCAGAAGAAUAUAUCGUUUGAUGGCAAACCUAUCACCCCCACCAGCUGGACAGGAGGUUUUUCAGAGAUCCUCUCACUGAGAGAUCAACUCAAACAGACAGAAGAGAAGGCCACACACGUGCAGCGAGAGUGUGAUGGACUACAGAAUGAACUACAAAAUCUGCGGGAAAUGUAUGAGACCAGUCAGAAGGAGCGAGCUGAACUGGAGCUAGAGUUACUGCGCUGCAGGGAAGAGCUGGAGAGAGCUGCUGAUGUGAAAGAGGAAUGAUGCUCAUAAAAACCAUUGAUUUGUUGCUGCCGGUCUGAACUAUAUCGUAUAAAGAACAAAAGCGCUCAUCACAGCCUCUACAAUAACAUCUGGAGUUCUGUUUUAUGUCUGUGUCCUUUUGUCUUUUUGCAAUAAUAACCAAGACAAAAAUUCCCACAACAGAUCUUUUUUUUUUUUCAGCCUGUUUGGAUCGCACAUGACUGCUCUUGGUAAAAUUCAAAAGCAGUGACCGCUCACCUCUGUUAUAUUCUCUGUUACAUUUUCCCUUAUAAUAUUUCACAUGUACUUUAUAUUAGUUUAGCAAAAGUUUUAAUGAUGUUUUAGAUUUAUUCACCAUUUAGCUACUGAUUGUGUUGUGUUGUAGGCUUAAAUAGGUUUAAUAUUAUGAUAAGUCUACAUUGAUGAAUUCUUCCUAAUACGAGAUGAAGUGCAAGAAAUAUAUUAAUUGUAACAGGCCAAUACAAGCACUGUUAAGGAGGUCUGAAUUGGAAAUCAAAUUUGAAGUUUGUGAAAAAUGAAUGACAUACUUAAAUACUUAAAAUAGUUAUUUUAUACCUUAUAUUAUUAUUUUACGAUUUUUACUUAAUUCUAUUGGUUUGCAAAAACUGCUACAAUCUGUUCUUUUUAUAAUUUUAUGCAUGUUACCGCAUGAGGCAACACUAUAUAGUGCCAUAUAGAUGAUUGUAUUUAGAUUUGUACAUUGAUAAGAAGAAUGUGCUAUUACAACAAAAUGUCCAUAUACAGUUCUAGGAAAAAAAAUCUGGAUUUCUGCAUGUAUGCCCACUAAAUUGUGAACUGAACAUCAUUAGUCAACAAACAACACACAUCAUUUAACUGCGGCAUGCAUUUUGUGUAAACUCUCAAGGUCACUGAUAUUUAGUAACUAAUUCGACAGCCUACAGAAACCACUUCAGUGAUGAGAUGUCAGGCCACAGGAUUUUAAUGAAACUGAGGUCGGGUUGUAAAUUUACCUGCUGUGUUUUGGAUCAUUGAUGCAUGCACCAAAUUCAGUAGUGUUGUAUAAGAUUCUACGGAUGGCCAUUCAUAGAGGGUCAAAACUGUGACCUUUUCCAGUCCAUUAAACUUUAACUUUAAUCUUUUCUAAUGUCAUCUGAAAUCUAUUUUCAUCAUGUUGCAACAGAAUUACAUUAUUUUGAGCAGGUUAUCAAAUUUUGUCAAAUCUGACCUGUUUGGAAUUAUUUAUCAAAGCUUUAUUAUCAAGAAUGUUCAUAUAUAUUUUUACUUUUCCUAUCAAUGACCUUGAUUGUUUAAAUCUUUUGUUCUAUAAAGAUAUAAUUUAUAAAAAAUUUAUAUGAAAACUAAAAAUCUAAGUCGGACUUUAAGUAUUAUGAUUGAAUUGAUAGUCAGAUGACAUUGUAGAUCGUGUGUGGUCUCUUACGGUGAUCAUCCUGAUUUAAAGACUUAUGGGCCAUUAAUAUCUCUGGUUCCCUAUCUGUCAGUAACUUCUAUGUGGUGUCGAUGACUGACACUAGGAGUCGCACUUGGGAGCCCCAAAUAUCUUUGAGAAAAGGCCAAUGAGAAUUGGCGAAUGGAGUUUUCUUGCCACUCCCCCAGACAUAUUGAUAUAAAAGGAAGACAGCAUGCAUCACUCAUUCAGAUUUGUUCUUCGAGCCGAGUGAGUCUCAUCUAUACACAAGCUCAAUCCAUUCAUCCUCUGGAAAGGAAGCAAAUUGCUGGUGUGACGACACAUUGCAGUGGUCUUUCUAGUGGAAAGGGCACAGAUAAAUGAAGAGAAAGUUCCCCUUGGUGCAUCAGCAAGCCUGAAAGAUCAGUUUCCUUUAAAAGAGCAUUUGGUGGUUAGCGCUGAAGAUGAUGCAAGUUGCAAUGGGAGUGUUUCCACCAGGUCACGGGCCUCCCAUUCCUCGUCUUGCACGUUGUGCCCGGUGGAGCUUCCAGAAGACCUUGAUGAGCUAUUGAGCUACCACACCGAAGGUGGAAGUCCAGCCAAGUCAUAUCGAUAGCUUGUCUUGAUAGGACUCAGCUGGACUUCCAACUUCGGUGCGGUAGCUCAAUCUGAGUCUGAUGCAGAGUUGGCAGCCAUGCUUUUGCGAGCAUCAGGCUGGAGUGGAAUCCUCUGUCCUGUCCCGGCUGAAUGAUUGGUAUCUGGGUUCUGAGCGGGACUUAAACCUCAGUGCCUUUCUUCCCAGAAGUGCAUGUAGAGCUGAUAAAGUCAUGGAGGGCACUUUUCACUGCCCAGUCCCAUUUCACAAGCUCUUCCACUCUCACUACCCUCAAUGGUGGGACAGCUAGAGUGUAUAUAGAUGUUCCACAGGUGGAGCAUGUGGUUGGUGUGCAUUUAUCCCCACAAAAUGCCGCCACCUGGCGUAAUCCUCCCAGACACCCAUCCAGGGCCUGUAAGUUCACUACAUCUCUAACGACGAAGGCUUACAGUGCUGCCGGACAGGCCACCUCAGCCCUGCAUGCCAUGGCGAUCCUGCAGGUCCAUGAGGCCAAAGCUCUAAAAGAGCUGCAUGAGGGUAGUUCUGAAGCAGGAACUUGCACUCUCCGAGCAAUGAAAGUCAAGACAAGGGCUCUUGGCCAGGCGAUGUCCACCAUGGUGGUCCAGAAGCACCAUCUCUGGCUUAACCUUGCUGAGAUGAGGAGGUUGACAAAGUCCGCUUUCUUAACAACCCCAUCUCACAAGGUGGUUUCAUCAGCGACACUGUCGGUUACAGUGCUCGGGUUGAGACUGCUUCAGCAUUGGCUACAGACUUGAGUCCCAAGAUGGGCAUUAUGCAGUGGCACACAUCACAUGGCCAUCAUGCCAAUUUGUCGUCACUUAUUCAGCCCUUGGACAGACCUUGCAUUUCUACGGGCAGGGGUGCCUCUAGAAAAAGUGUCCAGGCAUGUUGUGGUCACAACAGAUGUGUCCAAGUCUAGCACUGGGAAGCUGUGUGCAUUAGGAAAGCAGCAUCAGGCUCCUGGACAGGACCUCGACUGUAUUGGCACAUCAGCUGCCUUGAAGGUGUUACCAACAUUGCUGGCCCUGCGGAAGUUUCAGACGUGUUUGAACAUAGUUGGCCCCGUCUCUGCCACGAGUCACUGCAUUUGUAGUAGUUCCUACCUUCCUUUCCAGGUAAGACCUACCACAGGGACCUCUUUCCACGUGUGAUACUUCCUGAUUGUAGGUCCAUGUGAUGUAUUCUCCACAUACUAAUCUCUCUUAGGGCAGGUUGUGGUUUUUGUAAUUUUCUUUCUCCUGUAUAGGAGAAAGAGUGCUUCCCCAGUGCUGACUCUGGUCUGCACAGCUAUGAGCUUUUAUUUACAAAAAAGAGAGAGAAAAGGUCAAAUGACUGAAGCUACCUUUUCCGAUGGUAAGUACUGUCCUCUCUGUCCCUAUGUGAUACAAAGGACUACGCGGCUUGCAUGGGGCGCUGAUUAGGUGACAAUGUUGUGAGUGCACUUGCUACCCGGCACACGGGGCUUGCCGACAUCUGCACCGCUAAAAACUCGUAACACGGUUCAGAUGUUGUGGCGUUUUCCCCGGGGGACCCCUAAUGUCAGUCAUCAACACCACGUCAAGUCAAGUCACCUUUAUUUAUAUAGCGCUUUAUACAAUACAGAUUGUUUAAAGGCAACUUUACAGUGAUAACAGGAAAAUUAUGUUGUUCAGCUGAAGUCAGUUCAGUGUUGAAGUGACUUAGAGAUAGGGAACAUCUGGGUAACUAUUGUAUCCUCCGUUCCCUGAUGGAGGGAACAAGAUAUGGUGUCCCUCCUGACAAAAUGCUAAACUGAAAUGGGUGUGACAAUGUCUCGGCUCCUCAGCACAAAUUUGAAUGAGCGAUGCAUGCCAUCUCCCUUUUUAUACAUGUAUGUCCAGGGGAGUGGCUCGCAAAUUCUCAUUGGCCUUUUCUCAAAGUAUCAGAGGUGUUUGGGGCUCCCAAGUGCAACCCCUAAUAUCAGUCAUUGACACCACGUCUUGUUCCCUCCCUUGGGGAACGGAGGUUACAAUAGUAACUGAGAUGUUCUUGUGUGAGUGAGCCAAAGGUCAGCUGAGAUUAUCAAAGCCUAGCAACAAAUGAAUUAUUAUUAUUAGUAGUAGUAGUAGUUAUUCUGUUGUCACAGUGGUACCAAAACAGUUGUAUUUAAAUAUGUAAAAUUUCUAGAAUAUUUGUAUACUUUGAAUAGUAAUAUACAGUAGAUGAACCAUCAGAUUUAAUGGUGAUUAAAAUGGUAUUAAAUCAACAUGAACUGAAUUCCACUGUAUCUCUACAUUUGAUGAAGACAGACAAAUUCAAUAAUGUUCCAUCCUUUCAAAACAUUUAUGUGUGUUUCUACAAAUAUAGGCAAUUUUGGCGCUGUGGACACUUUUAAAAAUAAACUCUUUAAAAACAAUUUUCAUAAUUGCACAUUUUCUUGUACACCAUCAAUGUCCAAUUCUCCUGUGAUUUUUAUAUAAAUAUCUUUUUUUUUUCUGAAACAUCACAAACUUCAGAAAAAAGGUCAACUGUACUUUCAUUUUAUAUCUUAAAUUUAAUAAUUUGUUUGCACUUAGUAUUAUGCGUCAACUAAAGAACAGUAUAGUAAUCUGUGUAAAAGAUUAUAUAAAUCAUUUUCACACAAUAAAUAUGGUUUGUAAUUUCAA